Molecule: messenger RNA, 1389 nt
Organism: Mauremys mutica (yellowpond turtle)
Lineage: Eukaryota; Metazoa; Chordata; Testudines; Geoemydidae
Gene: RGS13
Product: regulator of G protein signaling 13
Exons: 5
Coding region: 116-583 (155 amino acids)
Source: RefSeq, a predicted model, not a curated record
UGCUCUGAUUACAGCCAUGGGCAGCCUGCCCUCAGUGUAACUCCACUGGUCAACAGGCUAGCACCAGAUUCUGGUAUGGUAUACAUCGGUGUACUGUAAUGCUCUGCUCAGGAGAAUGAGCUCAAAUAUUUGUUGUCUUUGUAAGCUAUUCAGAGAAGAUGAAAAUGGGAUCACUUCUAAAGUGUCAUUGGAGGAAGUGCUACAGUGGUCCCAAUCUUUUGAAAAGUUGAUGACUACUAAAUAUGGACCUGUAAUCUACAAGACCUACCUGAAGACAGAAUACAGUGAUGAGAACAUUGAAUUCUGGCUUGCAUGUGAAACUUACAAGAAGAUUGAAUCUCGAAGGAAAAGGAUUUCUGUGGCCAAGAGAAUUUUUAAAAAUUACAUUCAGCCCCAGGCGCCUAAAGAGAUUAACAUUGAUAGUCCUGCAAGGGAAGCUAUUAUCAGGAAUAUUCAAGAACCAACUCAAUCCUGUUUUGAUGAAGCUCAGAGAAUAGUUUACAUGCACAUGGAAAGGGAUUCAUAUCCCAGGUUUCUUGGAUCAGAAAUCUAUCAGAAACUCAAACACAGGCCUUCAGACUGACAGAAAUGACUCAAUACAUUAAAGAGAAAGACUAAGGAUUUAGCAGAAGAGACUUCCUUCUGGUUUAUUAAUGUUUUCAAAUGGUAAAAGAAGAACAGAAGAAAUCAGCCAAUGGAUGAAUUUUCCUUACAAAGAAUGGUAGUUUGUUCUUAUGCAGAUAUUAGAGAUGAACAUAAAAUACUUUCCACCCUCCACCCCCACCCGCCUGGUGGAAUAUUUCAGCUUUAUGUCAAAAAAUUGAAAGCCACUUUUAGUUCACCUCAGUGUGUCUGGAAUUUUAAAAAGUCGUUACAGGGAAGAAACCUAGGACCCCACUCACUCACUACAAUCCAUGGGAAAUUAGCUGACUCUUGUCCUUCUCCUACCAGCUAGGGAAGACUAGUUCCACCCCCUCAUCAACAUCCACCACUAUCCAAGGGAAGCCACUUUAUUUAAAAAUAAAAGUGCUGACAUUUAGAAUGAUAGUUACGGUACAGUAUUCUAAACUCUAUAAUUCACAAGCUAAAAUUCAGCACAUUGCCCAGUUCAUCAGCUAAACAGUCUCAACUGUAAAGGGAAACACAUGCCCAUUACAUUUGAUUACACAAAAAAUACAUUAGUUUUCAGAAGGCUCCAAGGAUAGUUGUAAUUGUAUCCAGGCGUAUUUAAGCUACUGUGCAUGUUGUGCCCAAAUGCUCUUGGAUUAAUAAAGUAAGAUACAAAGCAGGUUGUUAAACCUUAGAGGAGAGAUAUGGAAUGCUUUUGUUUAAUAAGUCAUGUUGGGAAUGGCUUCAUAAAUCUGGCUAGCCAGGUGCAGAUGGUAGAAA